AUGUUGCCUCAGCUAGAGGCCGACUUCGGCAAAGAUUCUUGCUUCGACUAUACAGCGGAUUGCCCUUUGCUUUCGUCGAGUUUCCUGUCUUCGGAUCAGUCUUCGGCGGGCUUUCAUGGCCCGCGUACGACAUCGCGGGCAUCGUCCAACAGCUCAAUGUCGCCAGAGAUGUUCUUCACCCCGUCAGCAAGGACUUCAAGUCCCACGACACCGAUGAUGUUUGAUCCGGGCCUGCAGCUCUCUUACAAACAGUAUAUGAAGCCAACGACUUACCUCCAUCUGUCUCACCCCAUUUUCCAUCUGCAAGAUGAGGAGCAAGACCUUCGAAAUGAUAUGUGGAUGAGCAACCUGGCUUCCGGGUACGGCGUUCCUCUCCUAACCGAGAUACCGGAGGAAUUGAUGCCAAUGCCCCAUAAUUCCUUCAGUCUUGCAGAAAGCUAUGGUCUCAAUGAGGCAGCCACAAAUCCGGCAUUGACGGACUCGAUCUUUAGCUCUCCGGAACCUGGGCCAAUGCACGCGGCGAACAAUAACUUGCUGCCAUGGAAUUCAACGGACCUGCAGCCGCCAUCGAAGACUGUCGAGCCCAGGGCCACCUUUCAGCCGGUCCUACCGAGCUCUCCAGCGUGCAAGCAUGAACCAUCCACUCCGCUCAAUGCUCGCAUAGCUUCGUCAGCAAGCAUUAUGACUAGCAGUCCCUGUUCAUUCCUCUCGCCCAUGAUGUUACCAUCACAACGUGAUGUCGAGGAACCACGGUACUGCUCAUUGGAACAAUCAUUGAGACUUUGCGAGACAAGAAAAGAUAGAACCAUUCCUGACCGGCUGCAUCGGCGGACUUACGAACGCAAACGUCUGUCAGGAACGUCGUCGAAGCCCAAGUCAGCAGCCAACAAGUCCGGCAUCGACUGCGAUCUUGUCAUCACACAGAACGAAUUUGCCUGCACCUAUCCUGGCUGUAUCGACAGAACCACCGGGAAGCCGAAGCGUUUCAAACGUCAAGAGCAUAAGAAGCGACAUGAGAAGACGGUCCAUGAGAAGGACAUGCAUUGCGCAUAUAGAUGUUGGGUCCCCGAGUGUAACAGGCCGUUUUCUAGGACUGAUAACCUCAAAAGUCAUUUGAGAAAUACUCACUCCAAGCGACCAGGAGUCCGUGGGAAUCGAUACGUUGCCACUCUGGACAAAACCAGCGAAUACUAUGAUCCCGAGUGGGUGGGUGAAUUGGACAAGGACGGUUACCCGGUCCUAUGA
Molecule: messenger RNA, 1245 nt
Organism: Capronia epimyces CBS 606.96
Lineage: Eukaryota; Fungi; Ascomycota; Eurotiomycetes; Chaetothyriales; Herpotrichiellaceae
Exons: 1
Coding region: 1-1245 (414 amino acids)
Source: RefSeq, a predicted model, not a curated record